Cryptotermes secundus is the source of this 2462-nucleotide messenger RNA. Its product is annotated as caspase-1. Bases 169 to 1107 code for a protein of 312 amino acids. Lineage: Eukaryota; Metazoa; Arthropoda; Insecta; Blattodea; Kalotermitidae. Gene Ontology annotation, biological process: apoptotic process; proteolysis. Gene Ontology annotation, cellular component: cytoplasm. The record is from RefSeq and is a predicted model, not a curated record. The transcript has 7 exons.
GGUUAGCCUUGCGUCGUUAGAGCGCGUUACAGUACGUGUUAGUUCAUGUCGGUGUUUAGUUGUGCUGUUAUUGGAAGCAGUGAUCAUUAUCGAACCUGUGACCCUUCGAAGACUGAUCAGUUGUGCUGACGACGGGAUCACUCCACUCACAAGGAAAGAAGAUAGAUAAUGGCUACUGGAGACACUAACAAUAGUAAAGUUGAUGCCCUAGAUAAUGGUGAUGCAGGUGAUGAAAUACUUGCUACUGAAGACUGUAACAUUAGUGAAGUGACUGCUACAGGUGUUGGUGAUGCAGGUGAUGCACUGGGUCAGCCAAACUUUCGUCCCAACUGUAGGGUUGCAGUCAUGCCUGUUGAAAGGAAUUCAGCAUAUUACAAUAUGUUUCACAAGAGAAGAGGCAGGGCUGUUAUUUUCAACCAUGAACACUUUGACAUCCCUUCACUCAAACCGCGAAAUGGAACAAAUGUUGACUGUGGAAAAUUGAAGCAUGUUCUGGUUGAUUUUGGUUUUGAAGUUACAGCGCAUAGUAAUCUCACUACUAAGGAUAUCAUCAGGAUUGUAAAGCAAGUGGCAGAGGAGGACCACUCUGAGUGUGAUUGUUUCCUGAUGGCUGUCCUGUCCCAUGGUGAAAUGGGCUUCAUUUACUCACGAGAUACACCUUACAAGCCGGAGUCUCUGUGGAAGCCUUUUACUGCUGACAAGUGUCCAACUCUUGCUGGAAAACCAAAAUUGUUCUUCUUUCAGGCCUGCCAAGGAGAUAAGCUAGAUGGUGGCAUUACACUGAGGAGCAGAACCGAAGUUGAUGGUGACGGUAUGGGGUACAAGAUUCCCAUACACGCUGAUUUUCUCAUAGCCUAUUCCACUAUACCAGGUUUUUACUCGUGGCGCAAUACUACCAAUGGUUCCUGGUUUAUACAGGCUCUGUGUUGUGAACUGGAAGCCAAAGGCACAUCAGUUGACAUCCUGACACUCCUAACAUUUGUUAUUCAGCGUGUUGCUCUAGACUUUGAAUCAAACACACCGGGUAACUGUACAAUGCACCAACAAAAACAAAUUCCGUGUGUUACUACAAUGCUCACAAGAUUACUCUGUUUCAAUAAAAAGUAAGUCAAUAAGUGACAGUCCUCACAAUGCAUUUAUAAAAGAUAUGUCCUAUUAUGCAAAACCUUGUCAAUUUGAAGUUUAAGGGUCCACAUUAUAUUUUGUUUUGAUUUAAGAACGUUCAGUAUCCCCUCUUGAAAAGGAAUGUCAGUAACUGCGUUUUUGACAGGGGAUGAAAUAUUGAAAUUACUGUGAUGGAACAUAUUUGUAAUUAAUAUUUAAGAAACUGUAUUUCAUACUUUUUGUUUUGCUCUAAACCACUGAUAAUCGUUUGUGUGGGUGUCUGUGUGUGAUGGUGGGAUUCUACAUACAUAAUAUGCUCAACAAAACAUGAUACAUGUCUUGGAGAACAUGAAUUUAACACACGUUCUGCUGGUCUCAUAUAUUGCAGGGAUUACUGUUGUCUUCCUUGAGCUGGUCCCAGAGACUUGUGUUAAUAAUGCACUCAGGUCUUCAACAAUUUUUCCGUGACAUUUCAGAAUGAACUUUAUGCAGAUGGCAUAUAAGCUCCCCCUCCCCAAAUUUCAAGAAAUUUUGGGUAACACUGCCAGUAGAAAGAGAAUGUGUCAGCAGGUUAUGUAUUCCAGGAAUAGUUAAUUUAUAAAAUUGAGACAAAGCUGAUAAUCUUAUUAGUGUCUCUCCUCUAAAAAUUAGUGUGACUAGAUCACUAUAGACUGUAUGAGAAUUACCCCAUGUAACACUUUAUAAAAUGUGUUAAUGAUGAUUCAUAUUAAAAUGACUAUUUGAACCAUGUAACUAUGUAGGAAAAUAUUUAAGAGUGCAAAAUAUGCUCAUACAGCAGUAUCACUGACGAACAUUAGGCAAAAAUGAAUAUAUGUACAUACAUACAUAUCAUAGGUACAUUUUGGAUUAUCCUUAUUGUAAAGCAUAAAAUAUUCUCUGUUAGUUGGGAAACUAACUUUGCAGUUCACAGUAUUGAAUAUACCUGAUAUAUUGAAUUAACAAGAUUUUAUUGUAGAAUUACUACAAACCAAAAUAUUACACCCCAAACCCAAAAUUAAAAAAAAAUGAAAAAACAGAAAAAACGUUAUUUAUGAACAUGUAAUUUUUUACUUCUAAUUAAUAAUGGAACAUUAUGUGUAAAUCAUUAAUUGUAGUUCCUGUGUAUAGUAGGUACAGAUAACAAGAGUAUCAUUAUACAAGCCAAAUGAUGAUGUGAUUCAGGAUUUUGUUCUUAUGAAAAGUUUCAGUAGUAUGUUCUCAUUUUCUUUAUACAGAAGUCUCUGUUCCUAAGAGGUAAAAUGCCAUAACUUGGCAAGCAUAAAAGUUUUCUGUAUUAAGAUGGUGCUGCUAUUCCAUUAUUGCAUUAUUCCAAAUAAAUUGAGUAGUUACUACUUGAU